AUGACCUCGACUAGCUACAAACAAGAUAAAUGGUAUACAACUUCUUGUAGUCAUUGUACAUUUACAUUACCUUUACGAUAUAAAGAUUUAGUUCUUAUUGAAAAAAAAACUUAUACUACUAUAGUUCGUGCGACUGAUACUACAACUGGUAAAUAUGUAGCUAUUAAAAAACUUCUCUGUCCUUUUCGAACUCACAUAUAUGCAAAACGAACACAUCUAGAACUUAAACUUCUUAUAUAUCUCAACCAUCAUGAUGCACAAGUUUUACAAUUGUGUGAUGUAUUUACACCUGAAAGAAAUGUAAACGAUUUUCAAACAUUAUACUUUGUAUUAAAUUUUGUUGAGUAUGAUUUGCAUCAAGUUAUACAAUGUUAUGAAUCAAUCACAGAGGAACGUAUUAAACUAAUUAUCUAUUCACUUCUUCGUGGUUUGAAGUUUAUUCAUUCAGCUGGUAUUAUUCUUUGGGAUUUAAAACCAACAAAUAUUGGAGUCGAUCGAAAUAACAAUGUUACAAUUCUUGAUUUUGGAUUAGCUCGUGUUGCACCGAUUGGUUCUGACAUUGAUUAUAGUCCUACCAGAUUGUGGCGUGCACCAGAAAUAUAUCUCAAUAAGAAAAAAUGUGAUGAAAAAAUUGAUAUAUGGUCUGUUGGUUGUAUAAUGGCAGAAUUAAUUCUACUUAAACCACUUUUUUCUGGAAAAGUUACAAUUAAUCAGUUAAAUAGAAUAUUUGAUAUUAUUGGUACACCCGAUUCAAAAACAUUACAAGAGAUAUGUAUACCAGAUAAUACAUUCUCAUCAUGUAUUGCAUCACUUGUUUGUAAAUUCCUUUACAUGAAAGUGAAAUUUGAUGCUAAUAUACGUGCGAGAUCAGAUAGUUGUUCACUUUAA
Molecule: messenger RNA, 888 nt
Organism: Rotaria sordida
Lineage: Eukaryota; Metazoa; Rotifera; Eurotatoria; Philodinida; Philodinidae
Source: the annotation of a GenBank genome assembly